AUGGCAUCAAUUUCUAUAGCAUUGCUUUUCACUGCAAGUCUAGUUCUCGUGACAGGUAUUGAUGCUGGUGGAAUUGCCAUCUAUUGGGGCCAGAAUGGGAAUGAAGGUACCUUGGCAGAGACUUGUGCCACAGUUAACUAUGACUUUGUGAACAUAGCUUUUCUUCCAACGUUUGGGAAUGGUCAGAUUCCCACACUCAAUCUUGCUGGUCACUGCGAUCCAUCCGUUAAGGGCUGCACUAAACUCAGCUCUGACAUAAAAUCUUGUCAAGCUAAAGGAAUUAAAGUAAUGCUUUCAAUUGGAGGAGGUGCAGGGAGCUACUACCUUACCUCCUCUGAGGAUGCUAGACAAGUUGCAAUUUAUCUCUGGAACAACUUCUUGGGAGGAAAAUCAUCGGAUCGCCCUCUCGGUGACGCUUUUUUGGAUGGGAUCGAUUUCGAUAUUGAAGGAGGAACAAACCAUUACUGGGACGAUCUUGCAAGGUACCUUUCUGGGUACAAGAAAAACGGUAAAAAAGUAUACUUAACCGCAGCUCCACAGUGUCCUUAUCCUGACGCUUGGGUUGGAGGUGCCCUUCAAACGGGAUUGUUUGAUCAUGUUUGGGUCCAAUUUUAUAACAACCCUCCAUGCCAAUACACAUCUGGUAAUAUUAGAAACUUAGAAGAUGCAUGGAAACAAUGGACUUCUGAUAUUCCAGCAACCAAUUUCUUAGGACUUCCUGCUGCUCCAGCUGCAGUUGGAAGUGGAUUCAUUCCGGCAACUUAUUUAACUUCCACAGUACUCCCAGCCAUCAAAAGUUCUGAAAAGUAUGGAGGUGUAAUGCUUUGGUCUAAGUACUAUGAUGAUCAAAGUGGGUACAGUUCUUCCAUUAAAAGCGAUGUGUGA
This is a messenger RNA of Pistacia vera, 885 nucleotides long. RefSeq names its product hevamine-A-like. Gene Ontology annotation, molecular function: chitinase activity. Gene Ontology annotation, cellular component: extracellular region. Gene Ontology annotation, biological process: carbohydrate metabolic process. Lineage: Eukaryota; Viridiplantae; Streptophyta; Magnoliopsida; Sapindales; Anacardiaceae. The record is from RefSeq and is a predicted model, not a curated record.